This is a messenger RNA of Phalacrocorax carbo (great cormorant), 7159 nucleotides long. NCBI's taxonomy places the organism in Eukaryota, Metazoa, Chordata, Aves, Suliformes, Phalacrocoracidae. The record is from RefSeq and is a predicted model, not a curated record.
ACCGCCGGCCACGCCGAGACUACCGCUCCCGACGUGCCCCGCGCGCGCAGGCGCGGGGCGCGGCGCUGCUCCCUGGUAAACAGAGCGGCGCGGCGGUGGUGGGGCCCGGGUCUCACAAAGGGGUGGCAGGCCGGGCUGAUGCGCGGCGGUGCAGCGACUCAGACCUGGCGGCGCUGAGGCGGGCGCCUAUGGCGGAGGCGGGCGGCGCCGCGGCGGCGCCGGACAUCGACCCUGACUUCGAGCCGCAAAGCCGGCCGCGCUCCUGCACCUGGCCGCUGCCGCGGCCUGAGCUGCCGGCGGCGCCGGCGGAGGCGGGCGGCGCGGCGGGCGCGGCGGAGGAGGGCGCAGGUGGCGCGGCGGCGGGGCCCGGGCGGGCCGAGGGGGCGCGGGCGGGCGGCGCGGCGGCGCGGAAGGGCGGCUCCCGGCGCAACGCCUGGGGCAACCAGUCCUACGCCGAGCUCAUCAGCCAGGCCAUCGAGAGCGCCCCCGAGAAGCGGCUCACGCUGGCGCAGAUCUACGAGUGGAUGGUUCGCUCCGUCCCCUACUUCAAGGACAAGGGUGACAGCAACAGCUCCGCCGGCUGGAAGAAUUCUAUUAGACAUAACCUGUCCCUGCAUAGCAAGUUCAUUAAAGUCCAUAAUGAAGCCACAGGGAAGAGCUCUUGGUGGAUGCUCAAUCCUGAGGGUGGUAAAAGUGGAAAAGCACCAAGAAGAAGAGCUGCCUCCAUGGACAACAGCAGCAAACUUGCAAAAGUCAGAGGUAAAGCAUCCAAAAAGAAGCCUCCUCUCCAGUCUGCUCCAGAAUCCACUGCUGACAGUCCUGGCUCCCAAUUCCCUAAGUGGCCUGGGAGCCCGUCCUCAAGAAGCAAUGAGGACUCUGACGUGUGGAACACCUUCCGGCCUCGAACCAGUUCUAAUGCAAGCACCAUUAGUGCCAGGCUUUCUCCUAUCCUGACAGAGCAGGAUGACCUCCAUGAUGAAGAGCUGCUUCCUUCUCUAGUGUACUCCAGUGCAUCCAGCAAUGUUCCACCAACUGUGACUGAGGAGCUUGAGCUCAUCGAUGGGUUAAAUUUAAUGUCUCCCAGCUCAUCUGUGUUAUCUACCCAGCAAUCUGCCUCAAGUGGUCAGAUCCAGAGAGAUUCCAGCUUUUCAUUGCAGAGCCCGAAUGCAGCUGGUCAGACCACUACUUUUGGCAAUUCCCUGUUUAACCCUGUUGAUAUCUCACUGCAAAGUUCUGUCAGCCAUUUCUCUGCCCCUCAGACCUUGGAAGCUCUUCUGACACCCAGCUCUCCGCCUCCAAGGGAUGUUAUGAUGACUCAGGUGGAUCCAGUUCUCCCGCAGACUGGUAGCAGGAUGAGCAGCCGAACUCUUCUGCUUCUAGGUGGACAAGCCACCCAGAGUAAGCUGAGCUCAAGCAAUCCACGAGGAAAGCCUACAGAGCAGCAGGCAGAACCAGUCAGUGCCAGUGUUUUGCCAUCAACGCUUCCCAUAGCAACGUCUCCUCAAAACACUGCCAGCAUCACCAGUUUGAAGGCUCCAGUUUCUGCAACAACUGCCCAGUCGGUCCAGCUGGGCAGUCCACUGCUUCUUUCUUCUGCUGGCCCUGCUCCCUUGGGAUUGAACCAGGACAGGCUGCCCAUUGACCUGGACAUUGACAUGUACAUGGAGAACCUUGAAUGUGAUAUGGAUUACAUAAUCAACAGUGAACUCAUGGAUGGAGAAGGACUGGACUUCAAUUUUGAACCCAUUCUAUCUACUCCCAGCUAUCCCAGCACCUCGCAGGCCUCCAACCAUACCUGGGUACCAAGUUAACUUCAGGAGCACAAAAAGUGUCCUUCAGGUUUUGAACAUCGGGUUCUGACUUCACUUCCCACCCCUGGCAGAGAAAAGAAUGGAGCAUGUUGGAUUUGGUUUCCCUGCGCAUCACGCCUUGGGCAGAAGGGGCUGCCCACCUGGGAAGAAGGGCCAACCUGCAUCUGGCUGCAACAGGAAGAGUUUAAAAAUCCUGUUAUGUGCCACGGCUCUUCCUACAAACCUGACUCUGCCUUGGACCAUCUGGAGAAACCCUGGGCUUUACAUGUCCAAAGAGGAGCCCUAGUAAAAAACUUGGCCAGAAGACUCUGUGCCAGGCAAUAGUGUUUUCCCAUGUGAAGAGUUGGGUUUGCUGGAGGAAUCCUUCAAUGGCUGUCCUCUCUCUGCUAUGGCAGAAAGUCUCCCAGUGCCUCGGACUGGAGGAGGGCUGGCUUUGCUCUCACUUGGCUUGCCCUCUGGGGCAAAGUGGUUGGCUGUUUUUGUUAAGCCACCAGAUGUGCACUUGGUAUCCCACAGACUCGCAGAGGAAUUGGAAGGAGCUUGUUGGUUGAAGCCCUAUGGGAAAAGGGUGCGCUAUUUCAGGGGUUGGUUUCAUUGUGCCCAUCUCUGGAGCACUCAUCGUUGUUCUGCAGGGAAGGGUGGUGGUCGUGGUGUAGAAGGCUUCCUCUUGUCUACCUGAGUGGAACAGGAGGGCAUUGAGUUUUUCACUGUGCCAACUGAGCCCCAUUGAAUCAGAAGCAUGUUUUGAGAAGUCCCUAUGCUGUUCUCAGCACUUUCCUGGUAGACCAGGCUGCUGUAAAAUAAGCACAGGUGCUAAUAGCUAUUUCUGGGACAUAAAAACAUCAUUUUGGGUUUUUUCUGAUCUGUCUUGCUACAGCAGAGAAAUGGAAAGCCUGGGUGUGGCCUUAACAGAGCCCUGGUUGCUUUUCAGAAGGGCAUUUUCUAUAGAUGAAAUAUUUUUUUACUAAUCUGGGAACUUUCUACAGUGAAUAUGAAACCAAUGUUAAGUGUGUCCCUAUUAGGCAUAUUAGGCAUCUCUGCCUCUGAGAAGGUAUCAGUGACAGACUUCUUUUUCAGAGCUGUAUUAGCAACAAACACAUUUGAUGUUUGAUAAUGUAUAUGAUUGAGGGGAAAGAAUUGGCAGGUCCCUGUGGUUUCAAACCACCUUGGGGAAGAGUUGUACAUUAUUGUAAUCUAUAUGUAAAAGUAGCUGCAAAUUACCUAGAAGCUUUUCUAAACCUUUUUAAAUAUAUAUUAUAUAUUUUAAUUGAAAAUGAGAUUAUUGGAUUAAAAAAAAAAAACAACCCACACUUGCUGCAUCUGUCCCCUUGAUACCAGAUAACACUACAGUAUGGGAGGGGACAGGCCCAAGGCAUUUUGGGCCAAGAAGAUGAAAAUGUAAUUGGAAGAGUGGGAAGGGCACCACAGUAUAACUGGGGAAUGGCUGCUCUCCCCAGCACAGGCAGAAGGUGGCUGUGUGGCAUGGCAUUCAGCCACAGCUACUCGGUCUCUUUCCUCGAUUGGGCACUCCUGCCAAGCCACGAGCAUGAUGUUAGGGAAUGCUAAUCAUUAACAGCGGACUCAUUCUCAGCUAAUCCCUUAAGUAGCUGGACUGCAGCUGAUACAGAUUCCCUAGUCUGCUAAGAAGAAUGUAUGGACUGGAUCGUGCUAGAUCUGCUGACACUCUGGGUAGCCCUUAUGGAGGGCACAAUCAGUUGUAUUUGGUAGCUCAUUUUUUGGUUUCCAAAGGUUUUUGUUUUCUUGCUGAAGUUUCUGCUACUGCUGGGGAACUUGAAGCCUGCAGGAUCCUGCCCUGUCUCUGUUCUUGCAGGACAGAAGCUAGGAGUCGAGGCUAGUUCAGAGCAUUAGCUGGCACGUUCCUAUCACCUUUUUGGUGUUUGCAGGGGCAGGUUCUGUGGGACACAUGGUGCUUUCAUGGUGUUCUGGUAGACUUGGUCUGGCAAGAAACCCCUCCAAUCCUUUCUGAAGGUGGUGGUGGCUUCUGUUCAGAAGGUUUGUAUCAUGUAGUGCAGUGAGCCGUAGUGUUUUACCACCUUGUCUGCUCUGUUUUUAUGGGGUUAAUUUCGUUUUCAUUUGAGUGGAGAUUGGAACAGGAGUGGUUUGUCUGGUUACCUGCAACAAGGGGUCUUCAACAGUCUUAUUUUUUAGCAUGUUGUGCCAUCAGAGCCUUUGAAUAGCUUGAUAACCUUUUCUUUGAAGACUGUCUUCAUGGCAGAUCUCAUGGUGAUAUGUUUCAAAUUUAUCCACAAUCUGCCUAUCUGGCCAGACCUCAUUGUAACAAACAAACUUUUUUUUUUAGGACAGAUCCUAAGCUGGGAUCCCAGGUCUUGCAGACUUGAGUCAUGCAUGCACAUUCUCACUGCAGUUUGUUCAUUACACAAAUGGGCAGAUGCCCUUUCCACAAACACCUGAUGGCAUGUGCCGUGCAUACAGGUCAGAACGGCUGAUUCUUAUCUAAUAGUUCUGGUAGGAUUUGUGUUAUUUGGCACAUAUGUCACUUUGUCAGCUUGGGCCCUGAGGGGAAAUGAAUCCCAUGAUCUCCAGAGCAAGUUGACUGGCUGCCUGUGCUUCACAGCCAUGUAUCAAAGGACAAGACGCCGGUACGUCUGGUCAUGUUAUAUGUGAAUCUCUAGCUCAUUUUUCAUGAAAAUGGAGCCCAAAGCAAUAGGAGAGACAAUAUUAGUAACCAGUGCUUCAGACCUACAAAUCCAGCUUGAGCUGUUUCUGGCUGGGUUGAUCUGUGGAGAAGAGGUGCUGUCUUCAGGCUGUCCCCUAGGUGUGACAGCACUGGGGACCUGGCCUGUUCUCUGGCUGCAGAGAGCCUGGCCCUGAGCGGUUGGGUAGUGCCCCAGGGAGAUCUGACAUACUCUCAGCUAGUACAUCUUCACCCUGAAGGAGCUGCAGCCCAGGUAAACCAAGGCUCAUCAUAGCUGGUGCCCUACAGUAAGAGUUCAUAGGAGAUCCUAUACUUUUAUUAAGGAGUAGAGCACCUAUCUUUUUUUUUUUUUUCCCCCAUAUUCCCAGGCCAGACUCCUGGGGAAUGGCCUGUCCUGGGGACAGCACUGGAGACAGGAGCACCUCCAACUGGAGUCCUGCUGUACCAGUGUGCUGACAAUGACGUCUCUGUCUUGUGGCAGUCUGUUCAGGUGGUGCCCUUGAUCUCAACAUAGGAGCUGUCAGUGGUUAAAGAAGAAGCCUGAGAGCAUGCUAGUGCUGAGGAUGGUGUCUGGAAGACUAAUGGUGUUCCAGGAGUGCUCAAUAAACCAUAAAUGUAAUGUUGCAGGCUCAGGCAGGCAACUUAGCUUCUCAUUUGUAUGUGUAGCAGGAUAGCUUGGAUCAUGGGCGUGGAGGGCAGGGAUACAGAGAAUUCAGGAGUUCUCCAGCCCCUUCUCAAAUAACUUCUUUUCAUAAACCUUUAGGUUUUUUUAGCCUGGGAUAUUUCCUCAUAGGACAUGGGAGACUAAAGUUCCUAAACUGCUUGUUGAAAGGCUGUACCUGGCAGGGAGUUCCUCAAUACUUGUCCAGUUUUUUGUAUUCUUGCCCGAAGUGUUUGCUACUGACUGCUGCUGGAUUCAGGAUAGUGUCUUGGUGGAUGUUUGUUCCGUGUUACCAGUGCAGGCCCCAUAGGCUAGUUUUUGCUCUAAUGAAGGAUUGGGCUGGGACUUUGAGAGCAGCUGUGAGCUGAGUGGGGAGGGAAGGGGCCAGUGACAUGGGGAGUGAUGCUCCUGGAUAAGUGCCUGAGGGGAGUGGGCAGGGGAUUCUUGGCAUGAAGCCUUACAUUGUGCUGUAUGCAUUCUCCUUGUCCUCACUGAGCUCGGGUAACAAGUUUCUUUAUCACCAGAGGAUCAAAUGCCAUUUUUCACAGCGUGAAGCCACCAUGCAGCUCUGGGCUGUGAAGGAUUCAGGUAACUAGGCCCAUGGAGCCUAGGAGGGAGGCAGACUUGUUGCUUUUAUUUACACCUGGGUUUAGCAAAUUGCUUGAGCCUUCUUUAUAACUUAAGCAUAUUUUACUAUAUUCCCAGCUUCCUGUGAGAGCUUGGAAUAUUGAAAGCUUCUUGGAGCCCUUAAUUUUCCUUGUUGGUGUGUCUAAAAACGUGUCAUCCCCUACCCUGUGCUGCUUUAAAAACAUCAGUUGAGUCAUCCUGGUAAGUGAGAGGAAUGAAAGCAGUGGGAGCGUUCCAGAGCCCGGGUGCAUUCAUAAACGAGGCUAAUACUAGAAGCAAGUAGCACUAAUCAGCUUUUCCAAAGGAAAUGCCUAGAAAGCUUUUAUGUAGAUCAUCAUUUGUUAAUUUUCUUACUUAGUUGCUUAUUUAUAGCCACAUUCAAAUGCUUCAGGGCUAGCCUUGCUCCAAGAAUGAGAAACCUGUGUCUGGUGCCAUGGGUAGGAGUGCCUUGGGGAUGGAGUCCUGGACUGUCACCAAAACAAUGUGCAAGUUUGGACCCACUAUCAAAAAACCCACAAUAAAUCACUAAACUUUGGGACAGGAGCACGAACAGGGAUAGCUUAGGGUUUGCUUCAGUUACAUGUCUAAUGAAAAACAUGUUCUAAUUAAUGUGGGGAAAGGCAAGCAAGAGGUGACUUCUGAAGUCUGAAAGAUUUGGCCGUGUGAAAACGGUAGCAUGUAGUAAUCCAUCACCACAGUUGCUCACCCUUCAAGAAAGGGAUCCUCUCACUUCAGUAGCCUUUAUGUCUCUCCCUGCAUGCCGAUAUGUCUGUAGUCGAUGGAAAACAGUCUCUGACGGAAUCCAAAUCACAUCCAAUAUUGUGGUGUAUAGCAGGGAGAAGAGACAGCAGAAGCUGAAGGUGAAAGAGCUGAUGGUGUUGCAUUUAUGGUUCUCUGGCUAAGGCAACCUUAUAGUGUGUGGUAGAAGGGGAUGUUCACAGCUGAUACUGUGGUGCUACUCUGUGGUGCUCCCCAAGGUGACUUGAAGAGGUUUGGCUACAUAGAAGAUAGGUCACUUCUCCUGAAAGGAGCCUUCUUCAUAAGGCAAUGGGGGUGGUUCUGUGAAAUGAUGCUUCCAGCACAGUGGAGUCUUCACCUGGUGCAAUCCCAGGAAGGGUUUCUGCAUUGCUAGCACAGACGUCUGCUGCACGCAGGGCGGGCACCACUAGCUGACAUAGUUUCCACCCCAUGGCCUCUGCACUCUUUCAACCAUUUCUCACAAUAAAUUUUUUUACAUAAUAAAUCUCUGCUUUUGUUUGCUCUCUGUAGCAGUGUAACUUCUGAACCAUUACAGGCUCUUUGUUACCAUCUGUGCUAGCAAGACUGUAGAAUGUGCUAGACUAGGGGGGAAUGUUUGACAAAUAAAAACCUGUAAUCCUCUGC